This is a messenger RNA of Alternaria atra, 1143 nucleotides long. RefSeq lists its product as uncharacterized. The record is from RefSeq and is a predicted model, not a curated record. Bases 1 to 1143 code for a protein of 380 amino acids. The transcript has a single exon. Lineage: Eukaryota; Fungi; Ascomycota; Dothideomycetes; Pleosporales; Pleosporaceae. Gene Ontology annotation, biological process: protein phosphorylation. Gene Ontology annotation, molecular function: protein kinase activity; ATP binding.
AUGUAUUCGCCUCGGGUUCUACCUUCGAUUGCUUCUACCAACAAUGCAGACAACGAGCGAUCAGCUACCUCUACAGCGGCAACCAACGACGACAUGGACCUGGAUCCAGUCUACCAAGAAACGAGCAAACAAUACAUUUCACUGCAUGAAGCAGGCAAGGGCACGUGCGGAAAAGUCACAUUUUGCAUACGAACGCCGUCGUCGACCGCGAACGCUCCCACGACAAACCCUACAGCGCAAAGCCCAGCCAUUGUAGCCAUCAAGAUACCUAGUCGAGAAAUGUGUCGCGACAGAAUAGCCGUCGAGAUCACUGCUCUACGACGCAUACACAGCACCUUGGCUGUUAGUACGAAUAGAAAUGUUGCGAGACACCUCCCCACUUUCAUCGGAGCUGACCCAAUUGAGGAUGGCGGGUCGCGCUGGUUGUCCGUUCACCCUAUCCCUGGCUUCAACCUCGAGCGACUUCGGGUCGUGGUCACCCAUAUAGUAUCCUCCUCGUCCGGAGCCUCCGCCACUCGCACCCUCCCAUUCCCUGCGAUACCGGAAGUACUUCUGUUACACAUCGCGAAACAGUUGACGAAAGCGGUGGAGUGGCUACACAACGUCGCCAACAUCUCUCACAACGACGUCUUUGGCGGGAAUGUUAUGCUCGACAUGUCCGCCUCAAAUAAGGAAUCUGGUUUCAUAAUGCCAACCGUCGUCUUGAUUGACUUCGACCGCGCAACCUUGCACCCGAACGAUAGAGAGAAAGGAAUCGACCGCUCGUUUGAAUAUGAGCUUAUACAUCUGCUCGACGGUACGGGCCGAGCGUCAUCACGAGAGACUGAUUCACUCAAAGAAGACACCAUUGUACCGGAGGGUCUGAUGACCUGGUGGGAUGUGUUUACGAGGUUCCUCGCCAUCAAUAAGAGUCAAUAUCUCCAAGAAGCGUCGUCGAGUUCAGCGCAAUUCAGGGAACGAUUCGGCGUGGCAAUUGAUCGCCGAUUGGAGGAUAUAGCUGACGAGGAAGAGCGGCAGGUACAGGAGUUGCUCGAUAUGGUUGUCAAGAAAGAGGUUCGAUUUCCAAGUGAGGAGAGGAUUAGGGACGCGCUGGGGCAGUGGGAAGAUGGGCAGGUGCUGGUUGUUGUACAAAAAACAAGAUAA